AUGGCGGACUACGAGGAGGACUACGACUAUGAGAACUACGCCGAUGAUGAUGAGGGCAUCACCCCCGAGGAUUGCUGGACCGUCAUUUCCUCUUUUUUCGAUACCAAGGGUCUCGUUUCGCAGCAGACUGACUCCUUUGACGAGUUUACGCAAACGACGAUACAGGACCUGGUAAACGAAUAUUCCACCAUCACUCUUGACCAACCGAACCCUCCAUCAGCCGCCGGGGAAAAGGUUGCUCUUCGACGAUAUGAGAUCAAAUUCGGAACUGUCAUGGUCUCCCGUCCGACCAUCAGCGAGACUGACGGAACUGUAACGUCGCUCCUACCGUACGAAUGCCGUGACCGAAACUUGACUUAUGCAAGUCCGCUCUACAUCAACAUCACGAAGAAGGUCUCCAGGGCUGUGGAGCAAGAUUUGGCCUACAAAGAGUUGGAUGAUGCCCAACGUGAAGAACUCAAGAGGACCGGUGAAAUGCCCACAAAACUUGUCUGGGAACUGGAGGAAUCCGCCGAGGACGACGACCCCGGCAAGUCUGAGGACUGGAAGAACAUGGUAUUUGUUGGGAAACUACCCAUCAUGGUCAAGUCCAAGAUUUGCCACUUGAGUCGCGAGCAGGAGGACAGCUUGUUCAUGGUCAAUGAAUGCCCCUACGAUCAGGGUGGCUACUUUGUCAUCAAUGGCAGCGAAAAGGUCCUUAUUGCGCAGGAGCGCUCUGCUGCCAACAUCGUUCAGGUUUUCAAAAAGGCCCAGCCUAGCCCGUACACGUACACUGCUGAGAUCAGAAGUGCCUUGGAGAAGGGCUCGCGACUUAUUUCGAGUUUGACACUAAAGCUAUAUGGCAAGGGCGACUCUGCUCGUGGUGGCUUCGGUCAGACUAUUCACACAACCCUUCCUUUUGUCAAGUCCGAUCUUCCGAUUGCCAUCGUCUUUCGCGCCCUGGGUGUUGUGUCCGAUGAGGACAUUCUCAACCACAUCUGCUACGACAGAAAGGACAGCCAAAUGCUGGAAAUGCUUCGACCAUGUAUCGAAGAGGCCUUUUGCGUCCAGGACAGAGAAGUCGCCCUUGACUUCAUCGGCAAGCGAGGCAACCGAGAUCAGGCUGGCUUGGGCAGAGACAAACGUGUUCGCGUUGCCAAGGACAUUUUGCAGAAGGAGACACUUCCUCACAUCUCCCAAACCGAAGGCAGCGAGACGAGAAAGGCCUUUUUCCUGGGCUACAUGGUCCAUAAACUCCUCCAAUGCGCUCUUGGACGACGUGAGCCUGACGACCGUGAUCACUUUGGCAAGAAGCGGUUGGACCUGGCUGGUCCCCUAUUGGCCAAGCUCUUCCGUGGCAUCAUUCGCAGAAUGAAUACAGAAUUAUCAAAUUAUCUGCGAAGAUGCGUCGAGGGCAACCGGCACUUCAAUCUGGCGGUUGGUAUCAAGCCCGGAACUCUCUCCAACGGUCUGAAAUAUUCUCUUGCCACUGGUAACUGGGGAGAUCAGAAGAAGGCCAUGAGUUCGACCGCUGGCGUGUCCCAAGUGCUGAAUAGAUAUACUUUUGCGUCAACCCUCUCUCACUUGCGGCGAACCAACACACCUAUUGGUAGAGACGGAAAACUCGCCAAGCCGCGCCAGCUGCACAAUACACAUUGGGGCUUGGUCUGUCCUGCCGAAACGCCAGAAGGUCAGGCUUGUGGUCUGGUCAAGAAUUUGUCAUUGAUGUGUUAUGUCAGUGUGGGCUCACCGGCUGAGCCGUUGAUCGAAUUCAUGAUCAACCGUGGCAUGGAGGUGGUGGAAGAGUAUGAGCCGCUGAGAUAUCCUCACGCCACCAAGAUUUUCGUCAAUGGGGUUUGGGUGGGUGUACACCAAGAUCCCAAGCACCUUGUCAGUCAAGUCUUGGAUACCAGACGAAAGUCGUAUCUGCAGUACGAGGUGUCUCUGGUGCGAGAAAUCAGGGAUCAAGAGUUCAAGAUUUUCUCCGAUGCUGGUCGGGUUAUGAGACCAGUAUUCACUGUGCAGCAGGAAGACGACCCUGAGACGGGCAUUGAAAAGGGCCAUUUGGUCCUGACCAAGGAGUUGGUCAACAGGCUUGCCAAAGAACAAGCUGAACCGCCCGAGGACCCAAGCGAGAAGAUUGGCUGGGAGGGACUUAUUCGUGCCGGUGCUGUCGAGUAUCUCGAUGCCGAAGAAGAAGAGACGUCGAUGAUCUGCAUGACGCCGGAAGACCUUGAGCUGUAUCGUCUGCAGAAAGCUGGCGUUGCCCUCGAAGAUGACAUUGGAGAUGACCUGAACAAGCGUCUCAAGACCAAGACCAACCCCACAACUCACACGUACACACAUUGCGAAAUCCACCCCAGCAUGAUUCUUGGCAUUUGCGCCAGCAUCAUUCCGUUCCCCGACCACAAUCAGUCCCCUCGUAACACCUAUCAAUCCGCCAUGGGUAAGCAGGCGAUGGGUUUCUUCCUCACUAAUUACUCUCGCCGCAUGGACACCAUGGCAAAUAUUCUCUACUAUCCCCAGAAACCUCUGGCCACCACGCGAUCGAUGGAAUUUCUCAAGUUUCGCGAGUUGCCUGCUGGCCAGAAUGCCAUCGUUGCUAUUGCCUGUUAUUCUGGCUACAACCAGGAGGAUUCCGUCAUCAUGAACCAGAGCAGUAUUGACAGAGGUUUGUUCCGAAGUUUGUUCUUCCGCUCAUACUCCGAUCAGGAAAAGAAGGUCGGCUUGAACUACACGGAAGUGUUUGAGAAGCCAUUCCAUCAGAGUACCCUUCGUAUGAAGCAUGGAACAUAUGAUAAGCUUGACGAUGAUGGCAUUGUUGCACCGGGCGUGCGUGUAUCAGGGGAGGACAUCAUCAUUGGCAAGACGGCGCCUAUCGACCAAGAGAGUCAGGAUCUGGGAACCAGAACCAGCGUUCACCAGAGGCGUGAUAUCUCCACCCCGCUGAGAAGCACCGAGAACGGCAUUGUGGACUCGGUCAUUCUCACAGUCAACGCCGACAAUGUCAAGUAUGUCAAGGUUCGCGUCCGAACAACAAAGGUCCCGCAAAUCGGCGACAAGUUUGCUUCCCGUCACGGUCAAAAGGGAACUAUUGGCGUCACCUACCGACAGGAGGACAUGCCUUUUACAAGGGAAGGCGUUACGCCAGACAUCAUUAUCAACCCGCACGCCAUUCCAUCCCGAAUGACGAUUGCUCACUUGAUCGAGUGCCUGCUGAGCAAGGUGUCGACGUUGGAAGGCAUGGAGGGUGACGCCACACCGUUCACGGAUGUAACGGUGGACUCUGUGUCCGAAUUGUUGCGCAAACACGGUUACCAGUCCAGGGGUUUCGAGAUCAUGUACAACGGCCAUACUGGCAAGAAGCUGAGGGCGCAGGUGUUCUUUGGGCCUACGUAUUACCAGCGACUUCGUCACAUGGUCGACGACAAGAUCCACGCGCGUGCUCGUGGACCGGUACAAAUCAUGACACGCCAGCCUGUCGAGGGUCGUGCUAGAGACGGUGGUCUCCGGUUUGGAGAAAUGGAGCGUGACUGUAUGAUUGCUCACGGCGCAGCUGCCUUCUUGAAGGAGCGAUUGUUCGAAGUGUCGGACGCCUUCCGAGUUCACAUUUGUGAAAUUUGCGGGCUGAUGACGCCAAUUGCAAACCUAUCAAAGCAAUCGUUUGAAUGCCGACCGUGCAAGAACAAGACCAAGAUUGCCCAGAUCCACAUUCCCUACGCUGCCAAGCUGCUGUUCCAGGAACUCCAGUCCAUGAACAUUGCAGCAAGAAUGUUUACCAACAGAUCCGGCGCAAGCAUUCGAUGA
This is a messenger RNA of Metarhizium album ARSEF 1941, 3786 nucleotides long. RefSeq names its product DNA-dependent RNA polymerase II beta subunit. NCBI's taxonomy places the organism in Eukaryota, Fungi, Ascomycota, Sordariomycetes, Hypocreales, Clavicipitaceae. The record is from RefSeq and is a predicted model, not a curated record. Gene Ontology annotation, molecular function: DNA binding; DNA-directed RNA polymerase activity; ribonucleoside binding. Gene Ontology annotation, cellular component: RNA polymerase II, core complex. The transcript has 3 exons. Gene Ontology annotation, biological process: DNA-templated transcription. The coding region runs from base 1 to 3786 and encodes 1261 amino acids.